ACAUGUGACAUAAUGGCGGGAUCGGAUGAAAACUGUGGAGUUUUUCCAGAUUUGCGUCACCAAUUUUUACGAGGACUAAUUCAACAUGAAAACUGGCAGAGAACUCGGCAUUACUUGAAAUCGGCUGCAGAGUGUACGUCACGCGCAAUAGUAUCCAUAGAGCUGAGUUCACAACCGAUCAAAUCACCACGCCAGGCCCAAAGAUUAGAGAGCAUUGGGGGAGAGACCGUUAAAAGACUGAAGAAAUCCAUGGAAGAAAAUCGUUUUCCCUGCACCCCUCCUGUGUGUGGGAGAUUUGUCAGUUCUGCUGGCGCCCUGCUGAUGGCACUGAAGACAGAAGCAGAUCAGAACAAAGACAGCAGGGGUAAGGAUGAUGUCCAUUUUGUUUCGGAGGAACGCCUAAAGGCCAGAGCAAAUAAACUGUGUGAGGAGGAAUUCAAUGACAACGGAUUCUGCCAGGCAUGGUGGAGAAUUGAGGUUCUCGUCAAACGAGGUUUCGUCAAGCGCAAGUUCUACAAAAAGACACCCGUCUAUUAUCUCCUACCAGAAGGAAGAGAGGUGGUACAAAGACUUCUAGACAAUCACCGAGGCAGUGGAAACAGUAUUCCAGUAUAUAGGAAGACCUCGGGACUCUCACCGGUCACGUCCGACAGGUCCGGUGGAAACAGUAUUCCAGUACAUAGGAAGACCUCAGGACUCUCACCAGUCAUGUCAGACAGGUCCAGUGGAACCAGUAGAUACACUGUCCCUGUGUGGAAGGAAUCUGUAGAAUUCCGUCCCCCUGAGAGGGCCAGCGAGACAUUCAUUGAUAUAACUGACCACACCAAAGACAGAAUGAAAUCAGGGGGUAACCUCAUCGACAAUCAAGAUGCCACUAGUCAGAGCUCAAGUAGAACAGAUCACAACUGCAAGCAGUCGGGGUUGUCUUUGUUACCAUGGCAGUGUGAUCAGACAGGGUCAGAUUAUCGCCAUGGAAAUGACACUGGAAAUGACGGAUUAUUAUUGCUGGUCGAUACAUCAGAGUGGGGAGGUGAACCAGGAAAUUUGAUUCAGCUAGGUGAGAUGUUGGACAAUGUGGGAAUGACAUACCAAACCAAAAAGCUGACCACAGGCGACUAUAGCUGGAGAUGGCGUUACCAUGGAGAGGAGAGGGUACUGCCUUGUCUGGUGGAAAGAAAAAGGGCAGAUGACCUUGCCAGAACACUGAAAGAGGGCAGAUUCUGGAGUCAAGUCCAGAAAAUGGCCGACUGGAAGGAAAAAUUCACGACCUCUGACCUUCCAUGUGAACUGUUUUAUGUCGUAGAAGGCAAACCAGAUCAGUACGUUGUCAACUGUAAGGACGGAUGUCAGGGAGUGGGCAUGUGCAAGAACCCAAGUCUGAUUCAAGUCAAGACUGCAAUAAAAGACCUGAGCAGUCAUCCAGAUAUCCAGGUUCUACACUCCGACAGCGUAGAGGAAACUGUGGCCAUACUGGAGUCCAUUACCGUGGAUUUGGAUCAAAAAGUAAAGGCAGGGAAGUUUGACCUGAUGUUGGAGUUGGAAUGGGAGAGAUGUAGAGGGAACCAGAAUCCGUGUGUGGUCACGGUAGACGACAGUGACGAGGAAGAUCCUCAAUCUGUCAUCAAAAGUAGCAGAGUUUCUUCCACUGCCAAGACUGAGCCCAUUCUCUCAGGAAAAAGUGUCCAAGACGAAACCCUCAAAAAGCCAUCAGGCAGUGUGGUUUGUGGAUUACACUCACGUGCUGGUCAAUUUGACAAAAUCUUGAGGGCUUCACCACCUCAAAACAAUGAAUAUGGUUUUAACAGCAAUAUGCAUUAUGAAAAGCAGGACUUUGAUGUACAUGUAAUUGCUGAUAAGUGUGUUGAUGACAAUGAUGGGGAUAUGAAUGACCCAGACUGGCUCCCAGAUUUAACCUGUAGCGCAGAGCAACGUGAUAAAAACUGGGAGCCAAUCCCAAACUUAACUGGUAGCCCAGCACAAUGUUGUAAAAACUGGGAGUCAAUCCCAAACUUAUUCAGUAGCACAGAACAAUGUCAUAAAAAAUGGGAGUCGAUUCCAAGCUACAGUGACGACUUGAGUGGAAAGGACAAAUGUUCGAAUCUUCCGAGACAUUAUCAAAAAAAUCAGAAAAGGAAAAUUGUAGGUGUCCAGAAUGAGACAGACUUGCUUAGUAGAAAUACACAGCUGUCGAAAAGAGAAAGAAAAACAAAAUUUGAAGAGAGAGACAGACUUUUUGGUUUACACAAUGAUUCAUAUGGCUGUGUAGAUGUUGACGGUGAUUUCACAACUUCAGAGAAUAUUUCACCAAGAAAUUUAGAUCGGAAUCGGAGAUCCAUCAACUCCAAGGAAAAAUGGAUGGUAGCUGACAACAGCUCAGAUGUAACAGGAAUGGAGAAUUGGUCAGACGUAACAAAGAUGGAGAAUUGGUCAGGCGUAACAAAGAUGGAGGAUUGGUCAGGCGUAACAAAGAUGGAGGAUUGGUCAGGCGUAACAAAGAUGGAGGAUUGGUCGGGAAGGAAUAAGCAGGAACCUCUGGUGAUGUAUCAUAAUUCCCUUGGGUUCCAACCCCAAACUCCGGACAAAGAGAAGAAGAAAAAUCCGCUAUGUAUCCAUAAAGUUUCAUCUUGCAUAGGCACAGUACAAUACCAAGACAGAAAUCACAAAUCAACAACAAGCAAAUCGUGGAUUUCGGGGACAGACGAAGAAAAUGUCCAAUGUAGAGUGUCAUCAGGUCACCAUGACGACAAAUCAAUCCAGAUCCGGGACAUGUUUCCCUCUCUGUCUAGAGAAGCUGUUUAUGAUGUCAUGUCUAGACACUCGGGGGAUAUUGCAAGCUGUGUGGAGGAACUGUUGCAGACACAGGAGAUCGACUAAGAGUAAAGGAUGUUACAGUGGGUUUUUGUCUAAAACUGAUGGUAACCAUUUUCAAACACACACACAAACCUUCACCCCACCCCCUUCCAGAUCUUGAGGGCUAGUGUGGUAGAUUGUAGAAGCUUUUCACCAUUGUCAAUAACCUUUCAAGACAUCUGUAGAGCGAUUAGCAACUUGAUGUGAUUUUCUUGUAAAAUCUUAUUUCAUGUGUUAGGAAAUUCCUGCUUACAAUUCUGUAUGGAACCUUUGACCUAGAAUUUGAUGAAUUAGAUACCUUUAGUAAAUGUGAUAUAAAAGAGUGAUUUGACAUUGGAAUUAACUUGACUUAUGAGAUAAUUCUCUAGUUCAUAUUGCUGUUAGCGAGAACGGACUUUAUCAUCAAACUAUGAACCAUAGGAAUGUUGUGAACAAUAUAAAGAUAAAAAUUUCAACAGCAGGAUAUCUCAAUCUUGAACUUUGAUGAGAUUGAUACAUUGUACACGCUACAUUGUAUCUGCAAACCAGAAUUCCAUAUUCCAUUGCAAGUACAGGUCACAGACAUUGUCUGACAGAUGUACAAGUACUAAAUCAUUUGUCUACAAAGGGGUGGGGGGGGGACGGGACUAAAUCUAGUCUCUUUUGUCGGCAUGUAGGCGAUUUUCUGCUGAUCAUAGUCACGAUCUUGUUUAUAUGUAAAUGUCCAUUUAUAGAUUUCUUGUUCAUUUCAAAUUGCUUGUGUGUAUGCUGUAUUGAAUUGUUCUUGUGUGUAUGCUUUAUUGAAUUGUUUGUUAGUGUUAGAGAAUGUAACUGAUUGAAAGUUUACCUCUGUGAGAGGUGCAAGAAGUGGCCAAAAUAGAACAAUUAUGACAUCACCAAUAUUAAAAUGAACAAAGGAAAUAGGAGAAACAAACAGUUUCACACAUCUUUUAGAUUUUAGCUUCUUUAUUAUCAUUCUUCCUUUUAUGCACUACUAACAGAAUAUUCUUUUUUUUUGUUUUUUUUGGUCCGGUGAUAUUGUCUGACAUGUUCUGGCAUUAAAGCUGGAUUGAAGAAGUUUCAUGCAGGAAUAGGACAUGAAAAAGGGGGUAUUAAUCCCAUUUGUCUAGUUUACAUUGUUUAGACAAUUUGUAGUCAGCCAAGUAGGAUCUAAUGAUUUUUUUCUCAAUAGCUUGUCUUGCAGACAAGUGAAGUUAGUUCAUGGUACAUAUAGCUGUGUCGGCUGUUGGUAUGAAUAAUCAGAACAGAGACAGGCAGCAGGCACCUAUUUCUUCAGUUAUACUUGCCUGCAAAGUUUAAUUUAUUGGCUGCCCCCCCCCCCCCCCCCC
Molecule: messenger RNA, 4178 nt
Organism: Ostrea edulis (European flat oyster)
Lineage: Eukaryota; Metazoa; Mollusca; Bivalvia; Ostreida; Ostreidae
Exons: 11
Coding region: 13-2874 (953 amino acids)
Biological process (GO): DNA catabolic process; double-strand break repair
Molecular function (GO): ubiquitin binding; crossover junction DNA endonuclease activity; DNA binding
Source: RefSeq, a predicted model, not a curated record